Messenger RNA from Suillus discolor, 780 nucleotides. RefSeq lists its product as uncharacterized. Lineage: Eukaryota; Fungi; Basidiomycota; Agaricomycetes; Boletales; Suillaceae. The transcript is spliced from 3 exons. The record is from RefSeq and is a predicted model, not a curated record. The coding region runs from base 445 to 636 and encodes 63 amino acids.
CCCCGAUCUCUGACCCUCUACGCUCGUCUCGCACCAGCUCUAGCUCUGCUCUCCUGCCAACUCUACGUCCUUCCUGUCUCCACACCCCUGCUAACUUCGUCCCCUGGCCCUUGCACGGGCUUCCCGUUACACAGGUCUAUCCAACUCAACGCAUAGGUUGUAUACUGAUGCUAUUGCCAAAGUAAAGGGUCCGAACAACGUCGAGGUUUGUUCCUGGAGCAGAACGAAUGGGUGCUUCAUCAAAAAACAUCCACUUGGUUACAUCCAACCUCUUCAAAUCAUGCACGCGAAUUUUUUUUAUUCGUGCAUUUGUUCUGCCACGUGAUGACCACAUAUCACUUCUUCGAACAGGACGAUGAAUGGAUGGCUCAAACGUUCUUCACCGGCAUGAUGUUCAUCCUUUAAAACGUUUAUUUACUAAAAUUUGCCUACACAGGUGGGACGAUGCCUUCUCACGACCCUCUCACGUACUUCCACUCAGAUCUGACCCUCAUCAGAAGCUGGCAUAUUAACGGUCGAAAUUACUUUCGUAUACUCGAAGCGUGGUUCGAGAAACACGAUCGUGAUGCUAAAGCCGGCAUCGAAGAACUCGAGGAAUACGCAGCUUCAAAGUGCCUCGAGGAGGGAUGCCAGUGAUCAUGACCUAUAGAAGGCUUUACGGCCCUAUCUGCGGUUAACUGGUUCUCAAUUCAGGUUUCGCGUCUUUUAUAAUGUUGGCCUGUUCGGAACUUUUCGCCCAUCGUGGUAGUGAAGAGUGAUGCAUGGGACAUUGCUUAUUCA